UGGUCUUGUCAAACCUGGUCAUCUGCUAGCCAUUAUUGGAGCAAGUGGUGCCGGCAAGUCGACUCUGCUCAACAUUAUCACAAGUAGAUUCCGAGAGCCUCUGAUUGUGGAAGGCAAAGUCACUGUGAAUGGUCAGUCUCUGGGUAAAGCCAUCAGCAGUAUCUCCGCCUAUGUCCAGCAGGAUGACCUGUUUAUCGGCAUACUGACUGUCAGGGAACAUCUCAACUUCAGGGCUACUCUGGGUAUGGACAAACAUGUGACCAAAAACCAAAGGCUGGCAAGGGUAGAGAAAGUAAUCAAUGAAAUGGGGCUAUCGAAGUGUGCGGACACCCUAAUUGGGACACCUGGCAGGAUUAAGGGAAUAUCAGGAGGAGAGAUGAAGAGGUUGUCAUUUGCCUCAGAGAUCCUGACGAAUCCUGCACUGAUGUUUUGUGACGAGCCUACAUCUGGCCUGGACUCCUUCAUGGCUCAGAACAUUGUACAGACCUUACAGACCAUGGCUGCCAAGGGCCGCACAAUUAUCUGUACAAUCCAUCAGCCUUCCUCAGAAGUCUUCAACAUGUUUGACCAACUGUUGAUUUUGGCAGAAGGCCGUGUGGCUUACAUGGGGCCAUCAUCAGGAGCCAUUCCAUUUUUCAAAAGUCAGGGGUUGACCUGUCCCAGUAACUAUAACCCUGCUGAUUUCUACAUCCACACCUUAGCCAUUGUUAAUGGCAAGGAGAAGGAAUGCAGGACAAGGGUGGAGCAAAUCUGUGAUGCCUAUGAGAAGUCUGAACAAGCUGCUGUGAUAAACAGAGAACUGGAGGAGUUUGUUUCAGAUCACCAUGAUUUAGGGGAUGCCUGGGUGGAUAUGUCAAGCAUCAGGAGGUACAAAGGGAGCUGGUGUAAACAGUUUGCUGCUGUAUUCUGGAGGUCCUGGCUUGGCAACUUCCGGGAUCCUAACCUUCAGAAGAUACGUCUCCUACAGAGCAUUGUAAUCGGUGUGAUACUGGGACUGGUGUACCUCAGACAAGAGUACAACCAGGAGGCCAUACAAAACCUGAACGGAGCACUCUUCCUCAUCAUCACCAACAUGAGCUUCUCCAACAUGUUCGCCGUCAUCAAUUCUUUUCCGAUGGAGCUGCCAAUCUUCAUGAGAGAGCACGGAUCCAGACUGUAUCGUGUGGAUGUGUACUUCAUAAGUAAAACCAUAGCAGAGCUACCUAACUUCAUUGUGUUCCCAGCAGUGUUCUGUGCUGUCAUCUAUUGGAUGAUAGGCUUCUACGAGGCUGUGGAACAGUUCUUCAUCUUUAUGGCUAUCAUGAUCUUUGUGGCAAAUAUCGCUGUGUCUGUAGGCUAUGUGAUAUCCUGUAUGACGGGCAGCUUGAAUAUCGCCUUGGCGAUAGCUCCUCCUCUCCUUAUUCCACUGAUGCUGUUUGGGGGAUUUUACGUCAACACCGGAACUGUCCCUGUGUAUUUUGUGUGGUUAGAAUAUUUGUCAUGGUUCAAAUAUUCAAAUGAGAUUGUGACCAUCAACCAAUGGAAAGAUGUGACAGACUUAGCUUGUCCUAACAACACGCUGGGUCAGAGGCCAUGCUUUACGAAUGGACAGGAAGUACUGGACUCCCUGAACUUUAGCAACGACAAUAUAACAUUGGACCUGGGAUUGAUGGCUGCCCUGUUAGUGGGCUAUAGGGUGUUGGCCUUCCUUUUGCUCCUUCUUCGCUCCAGGAAGCUGUGAGGUUAUCAAAGGGAGAUAAGGCUGUCAGACUCUGGCUUUUUAUGCUUGUCAAGGUAUAGCCAUUGCUUCUGAGGGAUGAAUGCAUGUGCAAUUGUGUGCAAUUAAUGGAAUGUGUAAUGGCUAAAAUCUGCUAAUUUGUGUCGGUGCUACCAGAUCUGUUGAAUACACUUGCUGGUUUCUCUUGUAAUAUGCAUGUAACAAUAUAAAAACCCUUUAAUGUUGUUAUUUGAAAAAGGAACAAAAAUAGAUAGUGUCCAACUUUUAUAUUAGUUUUCACUACUUUAGAACAUAACUUUAGAAUUCAUAUUUGUGUAAUGAAACUAGUGAUUUGAACAGGUUUAAUAUUUAUGAUCUGACAUGUUAAGAAUUAUUCACAUUUUUAAAGCUGAUCAAAUUGAUACUUUUUCUACCUUGUGUAAUUUUUUUCCCUAGGGUGACAUUUUUUAACCCCACUUAUCUGUAUAUGUAGAUGUUGUGUAUAAAGUGUUGAAAAGUAAAAGUGUCAUAAUUUACAUAAGUAUUAUUAAACAAGCAAUUAUAUCCGAACAAAGAAUAUUUUAUAAUUUUUUAUCUUGUAAUUUAUUUAGUUGUAUUCUCUUUUGUACUUCAACAUGCAUGACAUGGCCAAAGAAUAAUACUGACAGUGUUUUUUGGUCUUUUUUUUCCCAUACUUUAAACAACUUUGGAAGAAGUUUUAUUAAUAAUUAUGACUAUACAAAUAUGUAUGUGUUAAUACCAUCUGAUAUGAACUUCUGUGAUGUGAUUGUCAGUAUAUCCAGAACAUGUGUGUGCUAGUUGAUCUUAACCAUCAUGAGUUUUAAAUAUCACAUUUUCAGCGGUUUUCAUAAUUGGUCACUGGUGUAAUAUUUUUACCAAAUUCACAAAACUUCUGUUCUGCUCUGUUAUUUUUUACUACAGAUUGAUGCUGUAUUGUGUAUAAGAAGUGAUUAGCAUGCUGUAUGCUAUUGAUUUAUUGCAAUGUGUAACAUUUAUGUCAGGUAUUGUCCACAAGCACAUGCCACAAAGUUUAUAAUACUGGUAAUGUUUUACGAAGAUUAACAUUCUAAUGUCACGUAUUACACUUAUUAUGAGAGGUGAUUAUUUUCAAAUGAACAGUAUUUUCAAUGUAAUUUUUUUGUCCAAUGUAAUGUUUUUGUGUAAUGUACUGUUUUUUGUUUGUGUUGAUUGAAAGACGUUUUGACAUCUUUCAAGAUGUGUAAGUAUUGGUGUCAUGUUCUGUUUUGCAUGUUUUAGCUGUGGUUUAUUAUUUAUUCACUAGAGGUUAAGCAUACAGGUAUGUGGUAUCUGUAACAACAGUGAAGGUCACAAAGUUUGAGACAAACAGAUAAGUAUAUUCUGUAACAUCAGUGAAGGUCACAAAGUUUGAGACAAACAGAUAAGUAUAUUCUGUAACAUCAGUGAAGAUCACAAAGUUUGAGACAAACAGAUAAGUAUAUUCUGUAAAAUCAGUGAAGGUCACAAAGUUUGAGACAAACAGAUAAGUAUAUCCUGUAACAUAAGUAAAGAUCACAAAGUGUGAUACAAACAGAUAAGUAUAUCCUGUAACAUCAGUGAAGAUCACAAAGUUUGAGACAAAGAGACAACAUUCUGUAACAUGGAUGAAGAUGACAAAGUGUGAGUGAGUGAGUGAGUGCUUGGGGUUUAACGUCGUACUCAACAAUUUUUCAGUCAUAUGACGACGAAGGAAUCCUUAGGGUGCAUGUACGUGUAAUGUGCCUCUUUGUUGCAGGCCGGAUUUCCACCGCUCUUUUAUUUAGUGCUGCUUCACUGAGACGACUUACCGAAGGCAAGUAAGCCACCCCACCCGAGCCAUUAUACUGAUACGGGUCAACCAGUCGUUGCACUAUCCUCUUCAUGCUGAACGCCAAGCGAAGAAAUUACAACUUCCUCUUUUAAAGUCUUAGGUCUUACUCGAUCAAGGAUUGAUCCUGGAUCUACCGGUCCCGAAGUGGACAAAGUGUGAGACAAACAGAUAAGUAUAUUCUGUAACAUGAAUGAAGAUGACAAAGUGUGAGACAAACAGAUAAGUAUAUAUCUGUAACAUGGAUGAAGAUGACAAAGUGUGAGACAAACAGAUAAGUAUAUUCUGUAACAUGGAUGAAGAUGACAAAGUGUGAGACAAACAGAUAAGUAUAUAUCUGUAACAUGAAUGAAGAUGACAAAGUGUGAGACAAACAGAUAAGUAUAUUCUGUAACAUGAAUGAAGAUGACAAAGUGUGAGACAAACAGAUAAGUAUAUUCUGUAACAAGUGUAAAAAUUUUUCACUGAGCUUCUGUCAAACGACUGUCCAUACAUGUAUAUAAAUGUUAUAUGUGAAUUUUCCCUGAUACUAAUUGUAAUUAUAUUUUAAAAAAUUCACCUGAAUAUGGUAAAAUUGUCUUCUUUUCUUGUGAUGGAUCGAUUUUUUACCUGAAAAUAUGAUCAUUCAGUGUGUCCACAUAUGGGUGUAUAGAAUUUUACAAGUUCAGAUUUUAUAAUGGUUGUGAAGUUAUUGUUGACAAGUACCUCACCUUUUAUCCAGUGAGCAAGGAAUAAAGUUCAUGAUGUAGUAUUCCUGUUCACAGGAGAUAUAGAUAUGUAACGAUUUUUGCAAGUCUGUAGUGUAGUUUUAUACGGCAGGAUCAUGGAAAAAAGAGAAUAUAUGCAGGAAAAGGUGUAUUUGUGACAAACAAACGCUAACCAUGACAGAGUAGUUUAGUUUAUUGAGAUAUUUUAUGACAAAUAUCAUUUCUGUUUAUCACUUUUAACCUUGUAACAAUAUUUGUUAUUGAUAUUUUUUUUCACUCGAAGUUAGUAUUUUGAUAUCAAAGAAUAUUGUUUUCAUAAAAGAUAUACUAUAUAUGAUCAAUAAAUAAAUGAAUAA
Liolophura sinensis is the source of this 4605-nucleotide messenger RNA. RefSeq names its product protein white-like. The transcript is spliced from 18 exons. Gene Ontology annotation, cellular component: plasma membrane. Gene Ontology annotation, molecular function: ATP binding; ABC-type transporter activity; ATP hydrolysis activity. NCBI's taxonomy places the organism in Eukaryota, Metazoa, Mollusca, Polyplacophora, Chitonida, Chitonidae. Bases 245 to 1720 code for a protein of 491 amino acids. The record is from RefSeq and is a predicted model, not a curated record. Gene Ontology annotation, biological process: transmembrane transport.